Nestor notabilis (Kea) is the source of this 609-nucleotide messenger RNA. Its product is annotated as probable ATP-dependent RNA helicase DDX47. Lineage: Eukaryota; Metazoa; Chordata; Aves; Psittaciformes; Psittacidae. The record is from RefSeq and is a predicted model, not a curated record. The annotation marks the transcript as partial. The transcript has 5 exons.
GACAGCUACCUUGUUUAUAUCUUGAAUGAACUAGCUGGGAACUCUUUCAUGAUAUUCUGUAGUACAUGUAACAAUACUCAGAGGACUGCUCUACUGCUUCGCAACCUGGGGUUCACUGCCAUUCCUCUCCAUGGGCAGAUGAGUCAGAAUAAACGCUUGGGCUCUCUAAACAAAUUCAAGGCAAAAGCACGUUCUAUUCUACUGGCUACUGAUGUUGCAAGCAGAGGUCUGGACAUCCCACAUGUAGAUGUGGUGAUAAACUUUGAUAUUCCCACACACUCUAAGGAUUACAUUCAUCGUGUUGGGAGAACAGCUCGAGCUGGGAGAUCUGGCAAAUCUAUCACCUUUGUCACACAGUAUGAUGUAGAGCUGUUCCAGCGCAUUGAACACCUGAUUGGCAAGAAGCUGCCAGCAUUCCCUAUGCAAGAAGAAGAAGUUAUGAUGCUGACAGAGCGUGUGGCUGAGGCUCAGAGAAUUGCUCGAAUGGAGCUGCGGGAGCAGGGAGAGAAGAAGCGAUCUCGGAAUGAUAAUGAUGAUGACACAGAAGAAGCUAUUGGUGUCAGGAAUAAGGUGGCAGGUGGGAAAAAGAAGAAAAGAAAAGCCUUCUAG